AUGAAAAAUCAAAAAAAAACAAUAAUUUAUAAUUUACCAAAUACAAUUAUAUCAAUAAUUAUUGAAAAGAAUAGUCAAGAUGAUCCAACAUUAUAUAAUUUAAUAAAAUUAUCAUUAGUUUGUAAAAAAUGGGGAUCACAAAUUGUACCAUAUCAUUUUUGUUUUUUUAAACAUUCAAGUUUUGAAAAAAUAUUACAAUUAGCAACCAAUCCAUUAAUUCCAAAUGGUAGAGAAUGUAAAUUUACAGAUAUUUAUAUAACAAGACAACAACCACAACCAUAUACAUCUUCAUCAUCCUCAUCUUUAUCUUCAAAUUCAUCUUCAAAUUCAUUUUGUUCAUCAUCAUCAUCAUCAUCAAAAAACAAUAGUAGUAAUAAUAAUAAUUUAAUUAAAAGUACAUCAAUUGUAAUUGGUACACCUAGAAAUAAUUCAUAUCAAAUUACCAAUGGUAAAUUACAACAAUUUUUAAAUCAAUGUACCACAAUUCAAACUAUAAGUUUAGUAAAUUAUUGUUUAGAUAAUGAAAGAAAUUUCGGUGAAAGAAUUAGUGAAAUCUUGAUAAAUUGUCAACAAUAUUCAAUAACGAAAUUAGAAUUAAUGAAUUUAGAUUUAGUUUCAAAUGGUUCAUCAAUUAUUAUCUCUUCAUUAAAAAAUAAUAAUGUAUUGACAGAUUUAAAUUUAUCAAGAAAUUUUUUACGUGAAAAGGAUGGUAUUUUAAUUGGUGAUGCAUUACGUCAUAAUCAUACAUUAAAAAUUUUAAAUUUAUCAUUCAAUGAAUUUAAAAUAUCUGGUUUAAAAGCAAUAAUUGAAGGUUUACAUAAAAAUCAUUCAAUAACAAAUAUAAAUUUAGAAGCAGUUUGUAGAUUAGAUUGUAUGGUUCAAAAUUUUUCAUUAUCGUCACCACCAUUAACACCAAAUACAAAUACAAAUAAUACAAUUAUAAAUAAUAAUUAUAAUAAUAAUAAUAAUUUAUCAUCAUCAACAACAUUAUUACAAGUUAAUAAUAAUAAUAUAAAUUUAUCAUUAUCAUCAUCAUCAUCAAAUGGAUUUAAUAUUAAUUUAUUAUCAUUAAAUAGUCCAAAUAAUAAUUCAACAAAUAAUUUUAAUAUUACAAAUUCAUUAAGUAAUAAUAGUAAUUAUAGUAAUAAUAAUAAUAUUGGUAAUGGUGGUAAUUUUAAUGGUGGUAAUUUUAAUUUUAAUUCAUUAUUAUUAGGUACACCACCAUCAACAAAUAAUAAUAAUAAUAAUAAUAAUAAUAAUAAUCAUUCUUGGAUGAUGGUUGGUAGUGGUAAUGAUUUUCAUUUUUCAAGUGCAAAUUGGAUACCAUCAUCACCAUCAUCAAUUUCAAUUAAUUCAAAAAUGAUUGAUGCAAUUAGAAAUCUUGGUGAUAAUAAAACUUUGAAAUCUAUAAAUUUAAGUCAUAAUACAUUUGGUAAACCAUUUAAUAUGUCAUUAUUUGAAUUGAUUUAUUAUACAAAAUCAAUUACAUCACUUCAUUUAAAUUAUUUGAAAUUGGAUGAUGAAUCUGGUGAAAAGAUAGCAUCGGCAUUAAAAGAUAAUAAAUCAUUGAUUACAAUUAGUUUAAUUUAUAAUCAAUUAUCAAAAGAAACUGGUAUUUCUUUAUCAAAUAGUUUAAUUCAUAACACUACCAUAGAAUAUUGUUAUCUCUCAAAUAAUUUAUUUAAUGGUGAUGAUGUUUCAAUUGACUUUUCAAAUAUGUUAUUAAAAAAUUCAAAUUUAAAAAUUUUAGAUUUAUCUGAUAAUAAUUUCCAAUCAAUUGGUUGUAAACAAUUAAUGGAUUCUUUAAAAAUUAAUAAUCAAUCAAAUUUAAAACAAUUAUUAUUAAGAAAUAAUAAUAUUUCUGAUUUAGAUAAUAAUAAUAAUAAUAAUAAUAAUAUUGAUAAUAAUAAUGUUGGUUUAAUAAUUUCAACAAUGCUAAAAGAAAAUAAAUCUUUAGAAAUUUUAGAUUUAAGUUUUAAUAAUUUAUUGUCAAAUUCAUUAAUUUCAAUUUCAAACUCAUUAGAAAAUUAUAAUUCAACUUUAACCGGUUUAAAUAUUUCAUUUAAUAAUUUAUUAGAUCAAUCUUUAAAUUCUGAACAAUCAAUUAAAAAAUGUUAUCAAUCAAUUUUAUCAAUUUUUAAUAAUAAUAAAAUUAUUCAAUCAUUUGAAUUAGAUGGUAACCAAUUUAAAGAUGAUCAAUUAAUUGAAUUUUCAAAUCUUUUAAAAAUAAAUCAAAAUUUUAAUAAUUAUUAUAAACCAACAACAAUACCAACAACAACAAAUUUUAAUAAUAAUUGUAAUAAAAUUCAAACAACCUCAACAACUUCAACUUCAAUUUCAAAUUUAUCUUCAUUAGUAUCGACAACAACAACUACUACAACUACAACUUCUUCAAAUAAUAAUAAUAAUACUACUUCAACUUCAACUACAACAACAACAACAACAACUUCAACAACUUCGUUAAAUAUUAAAAAAAAAAAAAAAAUUUUAGAUGGAUUACUAAAUAAAAGAAAAUAA
Dictyostelium discoideum AX4 is the source of this 2517-nucleotide messenger RNA. RefSeq lists its product as hypothetical. The transcript has a single exon. Lineage: Eukaryota; Evosea; Eumycetozoa; Dictyosteliales; Dictyosteliaceae. Bases 1 to 2517 code for a protein of 838 amino acids. The record is from RefSeq and is a predicted model, not a curated record.